CCCACAUUCUCUGCUCCACUAAGCAGUAAAAAAGCACUACUCUCACUCUCUCCACUCCAUUGCCUCUUCUCUCCCAAGUCUGAAAAACGAGUGAGCAAUGGCGCCUCCCUCUCGUUUCCUCUCCGCCUUUGCUUCACUCCUUCUCUUCACCCCCUUCUUCGCAGAUGGGGGCUCUAUCGGGGUAAACUACGGCAGAAUCGCCGACAACCUCCCGUCGGCGGUGAAAGUCGUGCAGCUGCUGAAAUCACAAGGUCUAAGCCGGGUGAAAGUGUUCGAUGCCGACCCCACCGUGCUCCGAUCUCUGGCCAGAUCCGGAAUCAAGGUCACCGUCGAUUUACCCAACGAGAUGCUCUCCUCCGCCGCCAAGAAGCCUUCCUUCGCAGCCGCGUGGGUGCAGAGAAACGUCGCCGCCUACCAUCCGGCGACCGAGAUCGAAGCCAUCGCCGUCGGGAACGAAGUGUUCGUCGACACUCACAACACCACCAAGUUCUUGAUCCAGGCAAUGCGAAACAUCCACCAGGCGCUGGUGAAAUCCAACCUCCACUCCGCCAUUAAGGUCUCUUCCCCAAUCGCUCUCAGCGCGCUCCAGAACUCCUACCCGUCGUCGGCGGGGUCAUUCCGGCAGGAGCUCGUCGAGCCGGUCUUCCGCCCAAUGCUGGAGUUCCUCCGGGAGACCGGCUCGUACUUGAUGGUGAACGCUUACCCGUUCUUCGCGUACGAGGCGAACUCCGACGUCAUCUCGCUGGACUACGCUCUGUUCAGGGAGAAUCCCGGCAAUGUCGACGCCGGCAACGGGUUGAGAUACUUCAGCCUCUUCGACGCCCAGAUCGACGCCGUGUUCGCCGCGAUGUCGGCGCUGAAGUUCGACGACAUCGAGAUGGUGGUUUCGGAGACGGGAUGGCCUUCCAAGGGCGACGGAACCGAGAUCGGUGCCAGCGUGGCAAACGCGGCUGCUUACAACGGCAAUCUCGUCCGUCGGAUCUUGACUGGUGGCGGGACCCCUCUGAGGCCCAAGGCAGAUCUGACGGUCUACCUUUUCGCUCUGUUCAACGAGGACGACAAAAACGGGCCGACGUCGGAGCGCAACUACGGCCUCUUUUACCCCAACGAAGAGAAGGUCUACGACAUCCCCUUCACAUUACAAGGCCUGAAGACAUACAAGGACAAAAGAGCUCCGGCCACCGGCGGCGGCCAUGUUACCGCUCCUCCGGUCACCAGAGGCGGAGUAUCGAGGAGCACGACGAGGAACACGUGGUGCGUAGCGAGUGGAGAGGCCGGGGAGGAGAAGCUGCAGGCUGCCCUCGAUUUCGCCUGCGGGGAAGGCGGCGCCGACUGCCGGCAGAUCCAGCCAGGGGCGGCGUGCUUUAAGCCGAACACCGUGGAGGCCCACGCUAGCUUCGCGUUCAAUAGCUAUUACCAGAGGAACGAGCGCGCCGGCGGUUCCUGCUAUUUCGGCGGCGCGGCGUAUGUCGUCACCCAACCACCCAAAUAUGGGGAGUGCGAGCUUCCAACUCGGUACUAAAAGAAGAAGAAGACUGAUUAGCUGGGUUUAGUGAUCAAUGGAUGGGGGGAAGGGGCAUUGUUGUAACUGUACCCAUUUCCUAACAGGUUGGGAUUGUUUUGAGGGAGUUAAUUUAUGAUUAUAUUUUGGGGGUAGUAGUUGGGGGGGAGUGGUUAAUUUUAGGUACCAUUUGUGACGUAAGCUAAGUUUGUGGGUCUGUAAUUAUUAUUAUUAUUAUUAAGUUGUUGCUUUCAUGGAUUUUGUUAACAAUGUACGUUUCUACUUCUACUACGUAUUACGGAAGCAAAUUUUUUUUUUUUUUUUUUGGGCUUCGUCGUGAAUGGUUUCUGUCAUUUACAUUUUAGUAAUUAGCUUUGAAAGGUGGCGUGUGGAUGAGGAAUAAACCACCGUACGAUGG
Molecule: messenger RNA, 1919 nt
Organism: Linum trigynum
Lineage: Eukaryota; Viridiplantae; Streptophyta; Magnoliopsida; Malpighiales; Linaceae
Source: the annotation of a GenBank genome assembly